This is a messenger RNA of Dictyostelium discoideum AX4, 264 nucleotides long. RefSeq names its product hssA/2C/7E family protein. The coding region runs from base 1 to 264 and encodes 87 amino acids. The transcript is spliced from 2 exons. The record is from RefSeq and is a predicted model, not a curated record. NCBI's taxonomy places the organism in Eukaryota, Evosea, Eumycetozoa, Dictyosteliales, Dictyosteliaceae.
AUGACAAUUUUAUCUGCAAUCACUUCAAUUACAAGACCAAAUAAAAUUAGUAAAUCAGUUGUUUCAUCAAAUGGAGGUGCUUCAUUGUCAUUGAGUUCUAAUUCAGUUGCAUGUGCUACUGCUUGUGGUGGAUCAAGUUAUUCAUACAGCUCAAGUUACUCAAGUUCAGGUUUGGGAUAUUCAUAUAACUCAAGCUAUUCAAGUUCAGUUGGCUAUAGUUCCUCCGUUGGCGUUGUAAUUGGAAGUUGUGGCCAUUGCAGUUAA